This is a messenger RNA of Puntigrus tetrazona (Sumatra barb), 1825 nucleotides long. RefSeq names its product collagenase 3-like. Gene Ontology annotation, cellular component: extracellular matrix. Gene Ontology annotation, biological process: extracellular matrix organization; collagen catabolic process; proteolysis. Gene Ontology annotation, molecular function: metalloendopeptidase activity; zinc ion binding. The record is from RefSeq and is a predicted model, not a curated record. Bases 37 to 1443 code for a protein of 468 amino acids. Lineage: Eukaryota; Metazoa; Chordata; Actinopteri; Cypriniformes; Cyprinidae. The transcript is spliced from 10 exons.
AUUGCUAAUCAGAAUUCAAGAAAAGCAGCUUAAAACAUGAGGAUUCACCGCCUGCUGUCUUUUCUUGCAAGCCUGGUGCUUGUUAUUCACGCUGGACCUAUUUCACAGCAUGCUGACAAAGAUGAAGCCACUGCAGAGCAUUAUCUGAAGAGCUUCUACAAUCUAACAGAUGUAACAAAUGAAGCUGCCACCCGAAGAGGGGCCAGUCAGCUGACCGAGAAGAUGAAAGAGAUGCAGAGGUUUUUUGGGCUUAAGAUGACCGGAAAGGUGGACAAAGAAACAAUGGAGAUGAUGAAGAAGCCCCGCUGUGGAGUUCCAGAUGUUGCUGCGUUCUCCACAUUUGAAGGCAGACCCAAAUGGCAGACCAACAAGCUCACCUACAGAAUCGUGAACUACACCCCUGACAUGUCAGUGGCUGAAGUGGAUGGAUCCAUAGAGAAAGCCCUGCAGGUUUGGGCCAAAGUCACUCCUCUGAAAUUCACGCGUAUCAACAGCGGCACAGCUGACAUCAUGAUCUCCUUUGGUAGAAGAUAUCAUGGCGAUGAUUACCCAUUUGAUGGACCGCAAGGCACUUUGGCCCAUGCUUUUGCUCCCUCUCCUGGUAUUGGUGGAGACGCACAUUUCGAUGAUGAUGAGUUUUUCACUUUCCGCUCAUCGAAAGGAUUUGUCCUGUUCUUGGUGGCCGCCCAUGAGUUCGGUCACUCUUUGGGUCUCUCUCAUUCCAACAUUCGUGGGGCUCUGAUGUUUCCCACAUACAGCUUCACUGACCCAGAUCGUUUCUCUUUGCCCACUGAUGACGUCAGAGGGAUUCAGUCGCUCUACGGCCCAAACAAAGAUAAAACCCCCAUCUCACCAGAUCCAGAAAAACCAACAACUCCUAACAAUUGUGACCCUAAUCUGAUCCUGGAUGCAAUUACAACUCUCAGGGGUGAAACAAUGUUCUUCAAAGACAGCUUUUUCUGGCGUAAAGCUCCAGGCAAAAGUAUGACGCAAAUUCCUAUCAAAAAUUUCUGGCUCAAGGCUCCGGAUAACAUAGAUGCUGCUUAUGAGGAUCGAGUGCAAGAUAAAGUUUUCUUUUUCAAAGAUAGAAAAGUCUGGGCUUUUAAAGGCACCAGUCUUGAGCCUGGCUAUCCCAAGACUCUCAGCAGCUUUGGCCUGCCAUCAUCGGUGAGAAAAGUUAGUGCUGCCGUCCAUGACUCUGGAAAAACACUGCUCUUUGUCGACAAAGUUUACUACAGCUACAAUGAGAGGACAAAGAAGAUGGACAGAGGAUAUCCUCAACCAGUACAAAGUGUAUUUCCAAAGAUGACUGAAGAGGUUACAGCAGCCCACAUAUCCAACGGAUACAUUUAUCUCUACAGCGGGACAAAUGUGUAUGAGUUUGGAUUAUACAGUAAGAGGUACUUGCGUGUGCUGAAGAACAAUUUUUUCUUACCCUGUUAGUUGAGUUUUCCUGAAAGAAGAAGGGGACAUAAAUAUAGGUUAUUUUACAGCUACAGCAUUUUUCUUAAAUGCAUGUACAUAUUUAAACAAAUUAAUUGUUGAGUACAUUUCUGUUGUAAUAUAAUUUGAAGAAUGUAUUUUUACAUAAUCAGUUUUCAAGUGCCUGUUUUAGCUUUACAGCAUGUGAGUGCCUUCAUUUUGGAAGCAAGAUUGCUUUUGGUGUGGAUUUAAAGUAGUAAACCUCUAACGCUUUAUAAAAAUUCAGACAUUGUGUGAAAGCAUGUUGACGCUUGCGGUUGAUACAGUAUUAUGAGUCUCUGAGGAAUAAAUGAAUAUGUGUGUCAUCGCCACAUGUUUGUACAAUAAAGACAAAACUAGUCUA